GCACGGUCACCCCAGCUCACGGCGCUGAUUGAAAAGCUUCCACCCCCCCCCUCCCCCCGUACCCCCCUGGAUUUAGAUAUGGCAACAAAGCAAUCGCCGCUCCACAAAUAACAAAGGCGACUGCGGUGUGGACAAGAGGAUUGGACUUGGCCGCAGCAGCGUGUGAAGGAGACAAGGGAACGUGGCUUGCAAGAUUCUAUUUAUUAAUUACAUUCUUAUUUUGAGAUCGGUGUUCGCACACACAUAGCCGAGCAACACACACACACACAGACGCGCGCACGUGCAUACAUACACCCACGGUUACACCCAACCACACACACACACACGAGCAGACCUGAAUACAUACAAGAACGUACACAUACACGGCGCGCGCACACACACCGCAGGGACACGCUAACACACACGCCCGCACACACACCAGCAAACACACGGAUAGACACACACACACACGGGCAUACACACACCAGCAAACACACGAACACACACACACGGGCAUACACACACCAGCAAACACACGAACACAUACACACACACACUGGCACACAGACACACACAGGCGUUUACUCGACAGGCAUACGCGGGCACACACACACACAGACGGGCACACCAUCACACACGUUGCACGACAGUGAUUGACGCGCUCAGAGAGACGCAUCUCAUACGCCGCCGGGAAGAGGGAAGAAAGAGGAGGUUAGGGAGGGAGAGGGCGGUGGGUGCAGAGAGCCGCUGAGAAGAGAGAAACAGAAGAAGGAGACGAGGAGGAGGCAUCAUGAUCGGCGUGUUCCUGCUGGGAUGUGCCUUCUUCCCGGGCCUUUUCGUGGCGCUGCGAGGCUGGCUCCAGCAGCAGCUGGGAUGCGGACGGGGCGAGGCGGUGAUUCUGAGCGCCAGGCUGGUGUCCGUGGUGCAGGCUCUGAUGGCCAGUGCGUCCGGAUACAUCAUCGUGUGCAUGUGCCAAGAGGACGUCCUCUACGACCGGCACUGGCUGGCCACGUGGUACGUGUGGUUCGCCACCCCCUACUUCCUCUACGACGUCUGCGCGAUGUUCCUGUGCCACUGGCACCGGCGAGCCAUGCGGGAGGGCGUGGGCCCCGCACGCGGUAACGGCCCUGGACUCGACGGAGGCGGACGGACCAAGUCCCGAGGCCUGCUGUGGGAUCAGCUGGUGCAGACGGGCCGGCAGUUCAUAGCCAAGGAGACGCUCAUGGUGAUGCACCACGUUGGGGUGUGCAUGCUCUGCUUCCCCGUGUCCACGAUGGUGAGGGGAGAGCUCGGGGACUUCUUCCAGGGCUGCCUCUUCAUGGCCGAGGUCAGCACGCCGUUCGUGUGCUUCGGCAAAAUCUUGCUGCAGUUCAAGCAGCAGGGCACGCUGCUCUUCAAGCUGAACGGCGCGCUCAUGCUCGCCACCUUCUUCCUCUUCCGCCUGCUCGUCUUCCCGUACAUGUACUGGGAGUACGGGCGGCGCGUGGGCCUCUCCGUCUGGGCCGUGCCCUUCUCGCUGCCGCUCGUCUGCAACGUCGCCGCCACGCUGCUGCUGGCGCCGCAGCUCUACUGGUUCAUCCUCAUCUGCCGCGCCGCGGCCUCCCGCAAGGGCAAGGGCUUCCGGGGGCCCCCGCCGCCCCCGCCCCCCGCCGGCGCCGUCGACCCCGACGGGGCCUCGUGGGGGGCCCCCGCCGACUCGUGGGAGGGGGCCGCCGCCACCGCCGCCGCCAACGGUCCUGACAAACGGCCCGAGGAGGUGCCGAGGCCGUGCGGCGGCCACAAGGCCAAGGAGGCGAUGGACUAACGGGCGGGCCGAGGGGCCCCGGACGGACGGCGCCCGCGGCGUCGGCACGCUCGCGCCGGGGUGUGGGGUUGACUUGCUGGCCGGUCGGUUGGUUGGUUGGGUGGAUUGACGAGCUGGUGGAUGGGUCGAUUGGUGGGCAGGUUGGCUGCCUUGUGGCAGAUUGGUGGGUUGACCGACUGGCGUGGAGGUGGUCUGGUUGGUUUUCUGGUUGGUGGGUUGGUGGAAUGGCUGGUUGGUUGGCUGGUGGAUGGGUCGGUGAAAUAGUCUAUCGGCCGGUCGGAGGGUCAGUGGGUUAGUGGGUUGACUGGCUGGUGGUGGGCUAGUGAGCAAGUGGUGGAUGCGGCUGUGAUGGCAGCCUGGACGUGGUGGAGUUGGGGUUGACCUAGUCUGCGGCAAGGUGGGGACCGAGAGAUUCGUGCGAUUUUCGCGAAUUUCAUUUUUUUUUUUAAUUGUCAUCGCCAGCCAUGGUCGAUCCACUGCUGGAUGAAGUCCUCCGCCAUACCAUCUCCGUCCUCUCACUGCACGCGAGCCGAUUUCAUCGCUCUGUCUCCGCAGCGGCACCGAACGUCCCUGGGCGGCGGCCACACCAUCGGGAUAAUUUGGCGUUUCGUUUUCAUAAUUUACACAAACCACGACGCCCGCGUGUUUCACUUCCUAUUUAUAUUUAUUUACCUGCUCGGUUUGGGCUCCCUCUCUCUCUCUCUCGCCCGACGUCACGGUGAACCGCGCGCGUCGUCCCCACCGAACGGUGAAACGCACCGGCCGAGUGGCGACGGAGCGGGUGUGACCGCGCUCACCGGCGGCGACGUUUUUUCCGCGCUCGAUUCACCGCAGGCGCGAGGCCAAACUGCCCCGCGACGAGCCGAGGCCGGCUCUUCUCUCACGAGCGGCCCCGCGGCACGGAGCCACGCGCUGCGACGGCUCGCUGAUGGCAUCGUGCGAAUAUGGGAGGAUGUUUUAGGUGGUCGUUUUUUCUUGAGUUGUGUCGCGUAUCUGGUUUGUUCAGGGCUUUACGUUUUUUUUUUUUUAAACCAAGCCAGUCUGGGUCGUCGACACGAAACAUAUUUUCGCACCCGGCACACCACGUCCAGUAUACGGCUUCAGGCUGCUCGUCAUGUGCCACCAACUGCAGUCUACGAGCGAUCCGGAUUAUAUUCGGUGAGAAAUGAAUCCCUGGGUAAUGUCGUGUGUGGGUUUUUUUUGCUUCUUCGUUUGUUUGUUUAUUCGCUUCGGAUUGAUGAAGAAACAUGGGGUCAUCCGCGUCCCACCGAGCUGCGAGUUCACCCGGGUCGGACUGGUCAACUCAUCGGUGCUGCUCACCGCUGUGAUCCCAUAGUCACCGUCACUUACUGCUAUUCAUAUCGCGCCUCCCAUGCAGCACAUCUUCAGGGGGGGAUGAGGGGAGGGGGGCACCCCCAGCGUCAGCUGUCCCUGUGCGGCACAAGGCUAACUCGACACCGGCCUGUGAGUGGGAUGUACAUCUCCAGGCUGACGACGAAACUAUGGCGUGGACGAUUUUGUCUAACUAAGAAACGAACUCUUUUUAUUUUACCAGGUAACGCCCACUGAGCCACAUAGUUCCUUCUCAGAAGCUGAACAAGGUGGCUUAUCACGUAUGUUGAUUCUAAAUGUGGAGGGAAAAACCGGAGGACCCGGAGAAAAUCCACGCGACCACGGGAAGACCAUGGGAACUACAAAUAUACAGACGUCUGGGUCAGGAUCAAACCCACGACCUCCUGUAAACCAGGCGAAGUAGUUAACAUCUUGUCACUGUGGCGCCCCUUUAAAGCGAGGGAAUGGCUUGCGUUCAUUUCGCGUGCAAGUGCUCGAUCGGUCCGUCUGCUCCAGCAUUGAAACGGAAAAUAUUCAGAAGGAAGACGGCUUGCUUGGAUUGGCUUGGCUUGGCUUACGGUACACAUUAUAUACACACGCACACCCUAAAAAACACGGGAGUCACUUCGCCAUCAGUGGACACUUGACAAUAACGAAAAGAUACGUCCGGAGUGUCCCGCUAUGAGCAGAAGAACAGCGAGGACUGAUGAAACAGAAAUGUGCGCCGUGCAGAAGUGACUGUGAUGUUCGCCGCGACAUGCAUUGUGCAUAGAUUACGCGUAAAUGCAUAUAUAUACAGUACACGUGUGCGUAUGGCUCUACUGUGCAUGGUCCGGACGGCGUCGCACGCUUACGUGUUGUUACACUCCGUUACGUCUCCGUGCUACGGUCUACAAGCAUGGUCCAUGCACGUCUGUGGCCAAGAGAGCAGCAUGGGGUGUAAGGUUGGUGGAGCGCGCAGAGACGGAGCCGUCUCGUGAGCAAGACGCCCGACCCUUGCGGAGCGAGUCGGCGUUUGAGCCGUGCGUGUGGGAGGUGGGUCGUGUGAUGUAAGUUCGACUUAUUUUGCACACUAUGUAGACAACCGUGCUAAUCGGGUGUCCGUGGGCUUUCUCCAGACUCUAACGUGUUACCUUCCCCGCACGAAAGGCGUUUGUUUAAUGGAAGAAAACUGGCCGAGCGGCCGAUUGCCAACACCGUCGUAAAAGUGAGACUUGAGGCUCUGUGAGGCUUUCCUUGGGUACACACAUUAUUAUUGCUGCGUUAUGAUGAUGAUGAUUAUUAUCAUCAUGUACAUUUGUAAGAGCCCCGAAUUCGUUCAUUUGCGAGUUUGUCUCGUGCGUCACAGUACUCGAGUAAUUUAUGUCACGCAGAAUCGAUCAAGGGCUCAUUCUGACUGUAAGGAUCCAGAAAUGUAUGAUGAUGACAAGCCAUGUAUGACCUUUGACAUUGGUAAAACAAUAGUGAAUUCAUCCCAUCGUAUGGCAGGCUGGUACCGACUCGUGCAUUAGGUCUUGAAGUGAAAUCAAAACGAGUUAGGGAAAUCGUGCAGACUGCACGUGUCUUCGGAUGUGUUUUAUUCGCAGUAUGGAAGCGGGACGAGUGGCUGCCAGGGAAAGAUGGCUUUGAAAAUUUUCAAAUUGUGAUUUUUGCUACGGUUUGGGUCUCCAAAGUUAUGGGUCUCAUCCUGUGAUCAAUUUGGCCGAUUUUCAAUCGGGUAAGUCCCUUCAAGUUGGAUUAUUGGGAGAGCGAUUCUGCCGCCCCUUCCCAUAGCGAACGGACAGACGGACCAAAAACGCCGACACACUUUCAACAGUAUAGUUGUAAAGUAAAAAAAACUUUUCCUAAUGUUGCCUCUCGUAAGCGAGUCUGGUCACCGGUCCAGACGCAGCUGCCCCAUUGUUGCGAGAGGCGCAGUAGGAAAACAGGGCAUGUGCCACCACCACCACCGCCGCCGCCAAUCAUCACCGCAACCACCACGGAUGGCACACCUGAUGCCCCAGGAGGCCUUCCUGGCCCUGCGAGUUCCUCGAUCGAUCCCUCCAGCCGCACUGCGGGCAGGCUGGGGGAGGGGUUGCCACCAGUGAGGUACAACAAGCCACACGGACACGUCGCGAGCAUACCAAGAUUAUCGCUCCGUUAGCAAGGGGGCAGUGCAUGCACGUGCGUUGUCUCGAAUAGUGUGUAUAUUGUAAAAAAAUGUGUUCAGCACCUGACAAUAAAAUACGGGACUCUAAUGUCCCCGACGAGACUUGACAAUAUUUCCUAAGACAGGGACCCCCCGCCCCCCCAAAAAAGAGAACUAUCCCGGAAAAAAACAAGGAGAGGUGGCAACCCCUUACGAGUUUCUCGCGUGCGUGGAGACAAAGGAGGGACACGUCGAGCCGGUGGUGUUAGUGCGGCGCGAUUGUCUGCGCGUGUGUCGUGAUCCGUCAGCAAUUCUGUCCGUUGGGAUUUUCACAAUGAGCUGCGGGCGGGGCUUGAGAGGAUAGAACGGAUGAAUAUUUUACAAUUGUGUUCACGGUCAUCGUCAUCAUCAUCGCAGCCAAGAUGUUUUCCCUUCCUCCACCCGCGUCUGAAUGCCCGUCGAAGCGAAUUUAUAAAUUCACCUCCACGA
Lethenteron reissneri (Far Eastern brook lamprey) is the source of this 5732-nucleotide messenger RNA. It is a transcript of the gene TLCD3B, whose product is annotated as TLC domain containing 3B. Gene Ontology annotation, cellular component: endoplasmic reticulum; membrane. NCBI's taxonomy places the organism in Eukaryota, Metazoa, Chordata, Hyperoartia, Petromyzontiformes, Petromyzontidae. Gene Ontology annotation, biological process: lipid homeostasis. The record is from RefSeq and is a predicted model, not a curated record.